UGGUUGAUUUGCUGUGAGUAGUGUAGCUCGUUUGUUAUCAAAUAUAAUUUAAUACGGUAUCUUUUUCGUCAUUUAAUAAUUACUGACACUAUAUACAGAUUAUAAAGAAAAUUAACGUUGGAAUUAUCUCGAAUAGAAGUGUUAUAUUAUCAACCAAAUAUAACCUAAAAAUACCCAAGCCUAGUUAAAAUGGGUGAGAGAUACAAUAUCCACAGUCAACUAGAGCAUCUUCAGAGCAAAUACAUCGGUACCGGUCACGCCGACACCACAAAGUACGAAUGGUUAACGAACCAGCACCGGGAUUCGUGUUGCAGCUACAUGGGCCAUCCAGAUUUGCUGAGUUACUUCGCUAUUGUAGAAAAUGAGUCUAAAGCUCGAGUGAAGUUCAACCUAAUGGAGAAAAUGCUACAGCCGUGCGGCCCGCCGCCGGAGAAGCCUGAAGACUAAUUCUAAGUGUGCUCUAAGCUGUUUUAAAUCUGUUCAGAUAUUCUCUUAGUUUGGAAUUACUUAGUGAAAAUGUGUAACAAAUAGAAAUAGGACUGGUACUUUUCAGUGCCGAUCGUUAAGCUUAAUUUAUAUACAAUUGUCUUGAAUUAUUCUGUGUAAAUGUAAAAAUAGUAAGGGUGGUAUUCUACCUGUCCGAUAUUUGAUUAAAUGUGCAUUGCCUCCGACUCUCUCAUUAAGGAACAUUUAAUCUAAUAUUGCACAGGUGGAAUACCACCCUAAGCUCUAAAUGCAGCUCGAAAUGAUAAAAUAGUUUCCGUUUUACAGCUUUUACCUAAAUUUUGGCUAGUGUUAAACAUUUCCACACCUAAUACCCUGGGAUAUAGUAAUUGACAUAACAUUUUGCAAAAUAUUUAACUGUCACUACCAACUUAUAUGUAUAAAAGAACAGUUCUGAUAAAACAGCUCUUAAUUAAAUCUAUCAUAAGUAUUCAUAAGCAAAUUUUAAUAAAACACAAUCUAAACUUCAUCCAGCAUUUAAUAAUGAUUUCCACUCCUCCA
Cydia fagiglandana is the source of this 1005-nucleotide messenger RNA. RefSeq names its product splicing factor 3B subunit 5 (gene Sf3b5). Gene Ontology annotation, biological process: mRNA splicing, via spliceosome. Gene Ontology annotation, cellular component: precatalytic spliceosome; U2 snRNP. The transcript has a single exon. The coding region runs from base 190 to 447 and encodes 85 amino acids. The record is from RefSeq and is a predicted model, not a curated record. NCBI's taxonomy places the organism in Eukaryota, Metazoa, Arthropoda, Insecta, Lepidoptera, Tortricidae.